This is a messenger RNA of Aspergillus costaricaensis CBS 115574, 2055 nucleotides long. RefSeq lists its product as uncharacterized. Gene Ontology annotation, biological process: mitotic intra-S DNA damage checkpoint signaling; resolution of meiotic recombination intermediates; double-strand break repair. Gene Ontology annotation, cellular component: nucleus; Holliday junction resolvase complex. Gene Ontology annotation, molecular function: DNA binding; nuclease activity. The record is from RefSeq and is a predicted model, not a curated record. The transcript is spliced from 2 exons. Bases 1 to 1893 code for a protein of 630 amino acids. NCBI's taxonomy places the organism in Eukaryota, Fungi, Ascomycota, Eurotiomycetes, Eurotiales, Aspergillaceae.
AUGCCAGAGGUCAUCGACCUCCUCUCCUCCACCCCUCCGCCCCCGAUAGAUAGACGCGAGCAGCUGUCCAUCCGCCGGGCUCAUUCGCACCCGCCUGUCGUGCCCGCCUCGGACUCCAUCUUUUCCGACGAAAUCGAUCUCUCCGCAUUUACCUACGAUAACCCCAUUGAGCAGCCCGCCAAACGACGACGCUUGAGCCAUGAGAUUACACCCGCUAAAGAAGUCCCGCUGCCGCCAGUAAAGAACUCGCUCUUCCUCUUCUCCGAUGACGACAUAAUCUUAUCCUCGGACGGUCACGCCCCUGCGAAACCUCCGGCCUGGAAUGGAGAAUCCGACCCGAUCGUCUUUACCUCGUCGGCGCCUGAAACCAGACAUAAUCUACCAGUCAGACCAGCCAUAUCAUCGCGUGAUAUCAACCCUAUCUCGAUCGACGAUGAAGAUGAUAACAUUCCCAACGGCACGCGCAAUCAGAAUCGACUACGGAGGGAGGAGAUCCAGGUGUCCAGCGACCAACUUGAUUUCCCAGACGUCGACGAUUUACUUGAUGUAGCUCAGCGAGUGGAAGCAAAUGCAUUUUCAAGCCGGACAGCGAACCUACUAGCAACUCUGGAAGACCGUUCUCACGGCAGCAAUGACGAUUCGGUGCGCCGAUCGACGAGAGGCCGCAAGCAGUACGACCAGAGCGAUGACAUAGAGGUCAAAGAGAUGCCGCCACCGCGGAAGCCCCAGCGCAAAACCACCAAGGUUACAAGCGAAGAGAAGGAGGCCAAAGCCAGAGAGCGGGAGGCGGCCAAGGCGCAACGAGAACGAGAUAAACAACUCGAAAAGGAGCGCAAGCAGAAAGCCAAGGAGGAUAAAGCCCGCGAAAAGCAACUAGCAGCAGACAUUGCUGAGGUCAACAAGCUCAAGGUGGACAAGAAGGAUUCUACGCAUGAGAUGCUCAUUGACCUGGCCUCUACUUUUACCGACACAAGUCUCGGCAACCAAACAUCAGAGCUCAUGCGUCUUCUCAAAGUUGAUCUCACGUUCUUUCCCAGUGCCAUUCCAAAUAUCGUCAAGUGGCGUCGCAAGGUCCGAGCUACAUACAAUGACUCCCUGGGACACUGGGAACCGUGUGCACUUCACAUCCGUGAGGAAGAGGAGCAUGUGUUGUGCUUAAUAGCGGCCCAGGACUUGAUCGAUAUGAUCGUGGCUCCUUCAACCACCGAGCCAAGAAACACUGUCAGCGAUCACGUUCGACGCCUGAAAUCUGCCUACCCAAAGUCUCGGCCGAUCUAUCUGAUUGAAGGUCUAACGAGUCUGAUGCGGAAGAAUAACAAUGCGCAGAACAGGGCCUACCAAGCCGCUGUACGACGACAAUUUGAAGACACUUCUGCUCGUCCAUCAGGUCGGAGGAAACAACAGCAACCCGAAACUAUCACACCUAUAGACAGCGACACGGUUGAAGACGCUCUGCUCGAUCUACAGGUGACUCACUCGUGUCUAAUACACCACACGAGUUCCCCCGCAGAAUCCGCAGAAUGGAUCAAGAAUUUCACCGAGUAUAUUUCCACUGUACCUUAUCGUCGUGAGCGGAUGGACCUGAAUGACUCCGCAUUCUGUAUGGACGUGGGACAAGUCAAGCCCGGCGAGAACCGGUCCGACGCCUUCGUCAAAAUGCUCCAGGAGGUGAACCGAGUCACGGCGUCAAUGGCAUAUGGUAUUGCAACACAAUACCCAAGUGCGAUGGAUUUGGUGAACGCAAUGAGGAAACACGGACCGGGACUGCUGGAAGAUGUCAAAAAAUCAGCAAACAAAAACGGCGCUCUUACCGACUCACGCAUCGGUCCGGCCGUGAGCAGACGAUUGUAUAAAGUAUUUAUGGGAAUGGAUCCGACCUCGACUGAUAUAUGAGCAUAUCUUUUGAUCGGCGAACAUUGUCCGUCUCUUUCAUUGGAGUUAUACUUGCAGCGGUAUUGGAGCAUAUAUUCUGGGUUCGUUAUUGGCACGAUAGAUACGACUUUUAUCGGUAUACUCACCACUCUUUUUUUAUCACGGAUUGGCAUUAUAUUGCCC